Ailuropoda melanoleuca (giant panda) is the source of this 2039-nucleotide messenger RNA. It is a transcript of the gene BAG4, whose product is annotated as BAG cochaperone 4. The coding region runs from base 139 to 1512 and encodes 457 amino acids. Gene Ontology annotation, cellular component: membrane; cytosol; cytoplasm. Lineage: Eukaryota; Metazoa; Chordata; Mammalia; Carnivora; Ursidae. The transcript is spliced from 5 exons. Gene Ontology annotation, biological process: protein stabilization. The record is from RefSeq and is a predicted model, not a curated record. Gene Ontology annotation, molecular function: protein-folding chaperone binding; adenyl-nucleotide exchange factor activity.
AAGGGGCGGGACCGAGCCUGGGAUUGGCUGUUGUCGGCCGACCCCUUUCCCUGCUGUCCAGUGCCUCUCGUCGGCUGGCGCCUGCGCUGUGGGCUGGCCGUGGGGGGGGGCGGGAAGCGCUACGGGGCAGUAGAUCCUAUGUCGGCCUUGAGGCGCUCGGGCUACGGCCCCAGUGACGGUCCUUCGUAUGGCCGCUUUUACGGGCCCGGGGGUGGAGAUGUGCCCAUGCACCCACCUCCGCCCUUGUAUCCUCCUCGCCCCGAACCUCCCCAGCCUCCCAUUUCCUGGCGGGUGCGCGGGGGCGGCCUUGCUGAGACCGACUGGCCGGGAGAAGGCGGAGGAGGCGAUGGCUACUAUGCCUCUGCAGGCGCCUGGUCAGAGACGGGUCGAGCUGGAGGAAACCACCAGGACCAGCCACCAUAUUCUAGCUACAAUUCUAACUAUUGGAAUUCUCCUGCACGACCUAGGGCUCCAUAUCCAAGUACAUAUCCUGUAAGACCGGAAAUGCAAGGCCAGAGUUUGAAUUCUUACACAAAUGGAGUAUAUGGCUCACCGUACCACACCGGUCCUGCGGCAAAUACUGCCUCAUACUCUGGGACUUAUUACGCACCUGGAUAUACUCAGACCAAUUACUCCCCAGAGGUUCCAAGCACUUACCGUUCACCUGGCAACAGCCCAGCCCCAGUCUGUCGUUGGCUGUAUCCUCAGCAGGACUGCCAGACUGAAGCAGCCCCUCUUAGGGGACAGGUUCCAGGAUAUCCUGCUUCACAGAACCCUGGAAUGACCCUGCCCCAUUAUCCUUAUGGGGAUGGUAAUCGUAGUGUUCCACAACCAGGACCAACUGUACGACCACAGGAGGACUCAUGGGCUUCUCCCGGUGCUUAUGGAAUGGGAACUCGUUACCCCUGGCCUUCAGCUGCCCCCUCAGCACCACCUGGGAGUCUCUACAUGAGUGAGAGUACUUCACCAUGGCCUAGCAGCAGCUCUCCUCAGUCACCUCCCUCACCACCACCCCAUCAGCCCAAGGAUUCCUCAUACCCCUAUAGCCAAUCAGAUCAAGGCCUGAACCGGCACAACUUUCCUUGCACUGUGCAUCAGUACGAGUCCUCGGGAACAAUGAACAAUGAUAAUUCAGAUCUUUUGGAUUCCCAAGUCCAGUAUAGCGCUGGACCUCAGCUGUAUGGUAAUGCCAGCAACGAACACCCCAGCAAUCAAGAUCAAAGUGAUAAUCUUCCUGAAGAGUGUUUAUCUUCAGAUGAAGGUCCUCCCCCAAGUAUUAAAAAAAUUAUGCAUGUGCUGGAGAAGGUCCAGUGUCUGGAGCACGAGGUAGAAGAGUUCGUAGGGAAAAAGACAGACAAAGCAUACUGGCUCCUGGAAGAAAUGCUAACCAAGGGACUUUUGGAACUGGAUUCAGUUGAAACUGGGGGCCAGGACUCUGUCCGGCAGGCCAGGAAAGAGGCUGUUUGUAAAAUCCAGGCCAUACUGGAAAAACUGGAAAAAAAAGGCUUAUGAAGGACUUAGAACAAAGGGGAAGCCUGUUACUAACUUGACCAAAGAACUCUUGAGUUUGGUUAAUUAACCCUCUUUUUGAAAUGCUUGUUGGUGACGAGAAGCAAUACAUUCCAACUUUCCUUUGAUUAAAACUUGAAAAACUGGUAAAGGACUUGAAAGAACAUUUUAGUUAUGAGUUGUUUUCAGUUUUCAGACCAAUGAAUGUAAUAGGAAACUGUGGAGUUACCGUUAUUGCCACGUAGACUCACUCCUUAAGAAAUUUGUGGAUAUCUACAAGCUGCUUCUUAUCUGCAGGAGGGAAACACGCUUUAUGUAACAGGCUUAUCAAAAAUCUACCAGAUGAGACUGGAUAUAAUCUGGGGCAAACAGGCUCUGUUUUUUUAACCAUCUGGAUUACUUGUCACAUUUUUGUACAUUGUGACUGCUUUCAGCAUACACUUCAUGUGUAAAGUACAGCUUGGACUUUAGCCUUCUUGGACCUCUGUUUUGUUUUGUUAUUUGCAGUUCACAAAUAUAGUAUAAUUCUC